AUGCCUUAUGCUAAUUUUAACUGUAAUGGUAAAAUUUGGUUUUUUGUUCAACAUAAUGUAGAUGUUGAGGUUCUUUUGGAUACUGAACAAUCCAUUACUGUAAAGCUGAAAUUUCAAGAUUUGAAUAGAGAUAUGGUGGUUACAAGGGUCUAUGCUAAAUAUUCAGAAGCGGAGAGAUUACAGUUAUGGGAUAGUUUAUACUUCUUGGCUAGUAACAUGACAUCUCCUUGGCUGAUUGGUGGAGAUUUCAAUUUGCAUGAGAUGCCUUUCAAAGGGAGUCCUUUCACUUGGUGGAAUGGUAGGGAAGCCAAUGACUGCAUUUUCAAGAGAUUGGAUAGGAUUGAGCAUAAUGAUUCAUUGCAGAAUUGGUUUGGACAGCUUGAAGUGGAACACUUGUCAAGGACUGGUUAUGAUCAUGCACCAUUACUUGUAUCUUGUGGAAAUCAAGUGGAGAAUUUUAUCAAACCAUUCAGAUUUCUCAAAUUCUGGGUGGAGCAUGAUACUUUUCUUGACUUUGUUAGGCAGCAAUGGGAAGCAGACUUAUCUGAUGAUGUUUUUCUUUCCUUUAAACUCAACAUGAAGAAACUGAAAGUUGCUUUAAGUACUUGGAGUAAGGCUACUUUUGGGGAUAUUUUUAAACAACUAGUGGUUAGAGAGGAUAUAGUUAAGAUUAAAGACCAUUUGUUUGAGGAGAACCCCUCUGAGGAAAAUAGAAUGGUCAUGCAAAGGGCUCAAGCUGAGCUUAAACUGUAUCUUCACUAUGAGGAAAAUUUCUGGAGGCAAAAAGCUGGGAUGGACUAUUUCUCAGAAGGUGAUAAAAAUACAAGAUUCUUCCAUAGUCUGUUAAAAGGAAGAAGGAAAAGAAUCCAGAUCAAGAGGAUUCAAGCUGCUGCUGGAAAUUGGCUAGAGGAUGCUGAUAGAGUUGUUGGUGAAGCUGUUAACUUUUUUCAUAAGCAAUUUACUCAUGAGAAGGUUAGUGAAGAUUCUCCAAUUCUCAAUCAUAUUCUUGAACUAAUAAGAGAGGAGGAUAAUUUGCUACUUGCUGAACAACCUACUAUGGGGGAAGUACAGAAGGCAGUGUUUGAAUUAAAUGGGGAUAGUACUUGUGGCCCUGAUGGCUUUUCUGGGAUUUGUUAUCAGAAGUGUUGGGAGGUGAUCAAGGCUGAUGUUUUUAGUGUUGUUAAAACUUUCUUUGAUGGUCAGACUCUUCCUAAGUCCAUCACUCACACUAAUCUAGUUUUGUUGCCAAAGAAGAAUGUUGUUGAGUCUUUCUCUUAUAUGAGACCUAUAAGUCUUAGCAACUUUGUCAAUAAGGUCAUAUCUAGAGUAGUUCAUGAUAGAUUGGACAAUUUACUUACAAGGGUGAUAUCUCCAAAUCAAUAA
Lycium barbarum (goji berry) is the source of this 1383-nucleotide messenger RNA. RefSeq lists its product as uncharacterized. Bases 1 to 1383 code for a protein of 460 amino acids. Lineage: Eukaryota; Viridiplantae; Streptophyta; Magnoliopsida; Solanales; Solanaceae. The transcript has 2 exons. The record is from RefSeq and is a predicted model, not a curated record.